AUGUUGAAGGUGAUGCAGAAGUACGUGUCAAUGAUGUUGAGGCAUGAUAGACGUCCGACUGAGAAGGCGGUCAACAACCAGUCCUUAACCAUGCUGGUGACGUUCAUGGUCAGCACCGAGUUUUUCAAUAAUUUGAGAGGAAGUGCGCUAGCGAAAUCAACGUCGGAGGCCUAUUCACGCCCAUCCUCGCCUCUGUCGUUGUCGGCUUGGAUCUCAACCACAAAAGUGACCCAACAGCGGUGGCCUGCUCACUCACUCGUCGGGUCGGAGCCCGAGAUAGAGCACCCGACUCAUCCUCGUCGAGAUCCUCUCCUUCGUCGCCGCUGCCGUUUUGAUCUCGACGUUGAAGGCGAUGUUGAGGCAUGUGAAUGGAAGUUGAAUUUGGCGAGUGAUAGUAACACUCAAUACGUGGACGAAAAUGACGAAGAGUUUUGUGAUCAUAUGCCCUAUUUGCAAAAUAGAGAAGUGAAAAGUGAAAACAUCAAUUCCAAACAAAAAGAAAAAGAAAACAAAGGAAAUCACAAGAAAAUAAAGCAUUCUAAGGAGACAAUAGGGUUCUCAAGCGAUUCGGCUUCUUCCUCUGGCACGACGUCGUUUCGAGGUUCUCUAGUACACACCAUCUCACUCUUCCCAUCUCCCCGGCUCAUCGGAGACAUCAACCUCCACCCCUCCCGCCGCCACCUCACGGCAGCCACUUUCCUCAUCUGCAUCGCCGUCUGCCUAUUCUCCACCGCCGCUGCCCCCCUAGCGAUUGCUCCUCCAUUGGUAUUACUUGGAAAGCUCUCUCUAAAGCUACAUAUUUCCGAGAUACCAGAAACAAUGUUUUUCCCGUGCAGAUCGGGCGGCAUCAGUGUAUUGACUCUUUCAUCUAAUUCCGAGACGACCUUCACAAGGAUUUCCUUGACAGUUUCUUCUGACUCGAGAGCACCAAUUGCGGAGUCCGUCUCAUCUUCUGUGCUGUGA
Molecule: messenger RNA, 963 nt
Organism: Striga asiatica
Lineage: Eukaryota; Viridiplantae; Streptophyta; Magnoliopsida; Lamiales; Orobanchaceae
Source: the annotation of a GenBank genome assembly